Tribolium castaneum (red flour beetle) is the source of this 1118-nucleotide messenger RNA. RefSeq lists its product as uncharacterized. The transcript is spliced from 4 exons. Lineage: Eukaryota; Metazoa; Arthropoda; Insecta; Coleoptera; Tenebrionidae. The record is from RefSeq and is a predicted model, not a curated record. The coding region runs from base 164 to 1069 and encodes 301 amino acids.
ACCACCGAUAGUUUACAAAAUUCGGAGGAAAAAUGUGGUUAGCACACACAAUAACAAACUUUUAGGUUAUGUUUUGGAGACAGGUGCACCAACUUAACGUCAUUUGAAAAUGUUAUGAGAUGUUUGGCUAAAAACAACCAUCACAUUUUUUUCAUCAACGAACAUGUCCAAAGCUUUAGGCACCGCUCUCGUGGGGGGCGGUACGGGCUUCAUAGGAAGUCACUUAUGUAAUGCUUUGAAGUCACAAGGGUAUGGCGUUACCGUCAUUUCCCGGAUGCCGGGUCCCCAACGCAUGACCUGGAACGACUUGAACCACGUCGGACUUCCCGAAGGAACAACAGCUGUGAUUAAUUUAGCUGGACAAAAUGUCCUAGACAUGAAACAGCGCUGGAACGCCGGCUUUAAACAAAACGUCUUCAACUCGAGAGUCAACACCACCUCAUCCCUAGCUAAAGCAAUUUCAAACGCGCAAAACAAACCCUCAGUUUUUGUGAGCAUAUCAGGAGUUGGAAUUUACAAAGCAGAUAAAGUCAGAGAAUAUGAUGAAGCGAGUGUAGAACCCGAGUUUGAUUUUUUCUCACGGCUUUGUCAUGAAUGGGAAAAGGCCGCCAAGCUUCCAAAAGGGCCUACUAGGCAAGUGACGAUCCGUAGCGGCGUUGUUUUGGGGAGAAACGGAGGGAUGAUCAAACAGCUCUAUUUGCCGUUCUUUUGUGGACUGGGGGGCCCUGUCAUGCCAGGUGAUCAGUACUUACCGUGGAUACACAUUGAAGAUCUUACCGGACUGAUUUUAUUUGCACUCAAAAAUGAUAAAGUUGAAGGGACCCUGAAUGGAGUGGCUCCACAAAAUGUCACAAACAAGGAAUUUUCAGACGCUUUUGCUAAAGCUCUGAGACGUCCGGCUUUUUUUCCCGUCCCUAAGUUCGUCUUGAAUGUUCUGCUUAGUGAAGAAAGGGCUAAUAUGCUGACUGAGGGACAAAAAGUCUUGCCAAAGAGGACAAUGUCGUUAGGGUUUCAGUAUAAAUAUCCUGAUAUUGCGUCAGCAUGCCAGCAAGUUGUUACAAAAGAGUGAAACUUAUUUAUUGAAAUGUUACAAAAAUUAAUAAAAAAUUACAAUUUAA